Molecule: messenger RNA, 2098 nt
Organism: Oryzias melastigma (Indian medaka)
Lineage: Eukaryota; Metazoa; Chordata; Actinopteri; Beloniformes; Adrianichthyidae
Product: myelin-associated glycoprotein-like
Exons: 8
Coding region: 631-1860 (409 amino acids)
Source: RefSeq, a predicted model, not a curated record
AACAUUAAGUGAUUUAAACAUUUCCACUUUCUCAUUUCAAUCUAUUUUGCUAUUAUGGAUUUCUGAUUCGUUGAUUAGGAAAGUACUCCUUUAUUUUCUCCAUCAAACUGGUUUAAUGAUUUAGGUAACUUCUACUGAAGACCUGUGGGGGGCAGCAUUACACACACACAUCAGUGUACAGCCUGCCAGAAAAAAUUAGAAGAAGCAGAACUCUGUAUGAAAUGUUGUUUUGCAUUGCAUACAGUCAAAACAGUAAUGUGCAUUGCUAAGGCUAUUAUGAAUGCGGUAUCUGUAGCUGUACUAUUUUCCUGUUGGACUAUAAUUUUUUAACAUGGAAAAUACUGAAAAUACAUAUUUUGUCCUGAAACUUUCAGCUAAACAGAGAUCAGUGGUUUGUUCAAAAUUGUCCUAACGACUAAAAGUAUUUUCAAACCUCUUAUGACUUUAAAAGGCUUUAAAAGAUGACUUCCUCUGUCACAGUCGCAGAACGAGUCACAUCUUGAUAAACAUCUAUGUCUACACCACACUGGCUUUAAAACACAGAAGUUACUUUUUGAGCUUCUUUUGUGCAACUGAAGAAAAACCUUCGUGUUUCUCUGUUUCAGCUGCAGACUCAUCGUUUCCGCAGAGAUGAAGGAUGAAUGCAGGAGUUUGAUGGCAGCUCUGUCUGUGAAGGUGCUGACAGUCUACAUGUUCCUGAGUGUCUUCUUCCUUCCAGGAGUUUGGGCUGAAUGUAAAGAGAAUUCACAUCUUCACAUGACUGCACCAAAGAAGCUGGAAGCUCUGAGUGGAUCCUGUUUGAUAAUUCCAUGUAGCUUUAAGAAAACACCAGGAAAUGGAGAGAAGUUUGACAAGAGCAAACAAAUCAUUGGAGUUUGGAUUAAAAACAAUACUCAGUUCGUUGAAAAUCCAAACAAUGUGAUUUUCAACAGCACUAAUCAAACAAACAUCUAUCCAAUGAAGAUUAUUGGAAACCUGACGCAGACAAACUGCACCACUUUGUUUUCUAAUUUGACCACAAAAUAUACAGAAAGAUAUUAUUUUAGGAUUGAAGAUGGAUAUUUUAAAGUAGUCGACCGUUGUAAUUUCAUUGAGAUAAACAUUCAAGAUUCUCCUCAGAGUCCCAGCAUUGAAAUCCCAGCUGAUCUGAAGGAGAAGACGUCUGUCUCCAUCACCUGCUCGGCUCCCACUCCCUGUCCUCACUCCCCUCCUGAACUCACCUGGAAUCUCCAAGCAGACUCUCAGAGACAAACGGAGACAAACACAGAUGGAAGCUUUACAACUAAAAUCCAGAAGAACAUCACUCUGUCAGACACUCAUGAUGGAUUCACCAUCAACUGUUCUGCCAGAUAUCCUGUGAAUGAAGGACCACCAAAGACAGCAGAGACACUAAAGACUCUCAAUGUUUCAUAUGCUCCUAAGGACACCUCAGUAUCCAUCAGUCCAUCAGCUUCAGUGUCUGUAGGUAUCUGGGUGAAGAUGACCUGUUCCAGCAGAGCUAAACCUGCUGUCAUCAACUUCAUCUGGUUCAGGAGCAGCAAAGAUGGAGACCAGAAAGUAGCUGAAGGAGAAUUUUACAGUCUGAAUGCAACAGAAGGAGGAGCUUAUUACUGUGUGGCUACAAAUGAUCUGGGAAACCAGACGUCUCCAAAGAUUGAUCUGAUUGUUGGAGGUUCUCUGAAAUUAAUUAUUCAAAAUUUUGUAAGAGUUGCUGUGAUCCUCAUCCUGACCUGCUCAAUUUUCUGUAUUUGGUGUUCUAGGAAAAUUCAACGACACCAACAGGCAAAAACACAACAGAAACAACCUGCAAAUGAGCUUGAUCUCCAAAGUCCAGCCAUUGACGCCGUAUAUGAACUGUAAUGAAGAACAUUAAACAGAGAGCUGAGGAUUCUUCAACCUUUCUCCAGCAGCAGCUGGACACAGUGUACUCAAAAGUCAAAGUGUCUUAAAGAAACAACAUUUCCACACAGGCUCCUGACACAUCAGAAUUAAUCUAUCCUCAAGCGAAGAGAAUUUUAGUUUCAAACAGAAAAAAUUGACCUAACUGUUUCUCAAGUGUCUUGAAGUUGUUGUUUUAGUUAUUAAAAUAUUAAAAAUA